AUGCAAAACGAUGACCACUAUUACACACCAGAUAUACCAAAUUCCGUGCAGAGUUCAGCGCCGGAAUGGGACGGGCUGGACGUUGAGUUCUACGACUUGGCUCAGUUCGGGUCGUCUGCUCAUGGCUGGCAGAACAACGAAAGAGUGCUGUUCCUGGUUCCCUUGAGAGAUGCGUCUGCUCAUCUGCCAAUGUUCUUUGGACACCUCAGGAACAUGACAUAUCCGCACCAUUUGAUAGAUUUGGCGUUUCUGAUCUCUGACACCACUGAUAGUACGCUGGAGGACCUGGAGCAUCACCUGGAAGAGGUGCAGUCUGCUCCCGGCCUGGCGUUUGGACGUGUUGAGAUCUACGAGAAGGACUUUGGACAGAUUGUCGGGCAGAGCUUCAGCGACCGUCACGGCUUUGAAGCACAGGGACCAAGACGUAAGAAGAUGGCGAUUGCAAGAAACUGGCUGCUGACCACUGCCUUGAAACCUGACCAUUCUUGGGUGUAUUGGAGGGACAUUGACGUGGAAACUGCGCCUGCCACGAUCCUCGAAGAUUUGAUGCACCAUGACAAAGACGUCAUAGUGCCAAACAUCUGGAGACCUCUUCCAGAAUGGUUGAACAACGAACAACCAUACGAUCUGAACUCGUGGCAAGAGAGUGAAGGAGGGAUAGAGCUGGCAGAACGCCUGGAUGAGGAUGCGGUCAUCGUGGAAGGGUAUCCUGAAUAUGCCACUUGGAGACCACAUCUGGCCUAUCUCAGGGAUCCAGACGGUGAUCCAGAAGUUGAGAUCGAGUUGGACGGUAUCGGUGGUGUCUCCAUAUUGGCAAAGGCCUCUGUCUUCAGACACGGUGCGAUGUUCCCUGCUUUUUCCUUUAAGAAGCACGCCGAGACCGAAGCCUUCGGUAAGCUGUGCAAGACCAUGGGCUUCCAGGUUGUCGGAUUGCCUCACUAUGUCAUUUGGCACAUCUAUGAACCUUCGACGGCUGAUUUAAAACACAUGGAGUGGAUGGCAAGUGAAGAACUGAGACACCAGGAGAUGCUCAAGAACAAGGAGGCCUUUGACAGAGCUUGGGAGUUUGCAUUUGAAGAUGUCAAUGAAAAAUGGCACCAGGAGAAGUUUGACAUGUUCAAGAAUAAUGAUCUUUCCAAAUUGCAAAUAGGCCGUGUACACUGGGACGAGGUGGACGAAUACCUUGUUGAG
This is a messenger RNA of Williopsis jadinii, 1191 nucleotides long. RefSeq names its product ANP1/MMN9/VAN1 family protein. Gene Ontology annotation, biological process: cell wall mannoprotein biosynthetic process; protein N-linked glycosylation. The transcript has a single exon. Gene Ontology annotation, cellular component: mannan polymerase complex. The annotation marks the transcript as partial. Gene Ontology annotation, molecular function: alpha-1,6-mannosyltransferase activity. The record is from RefSeq and is a predicted model, not a curated record. Lineage: Eukaryota; Fungi; Ascomycota; Saccharomycetes; Phaffomycetales; Wickerhamomycetaceae.